CAUUGGAAUAUUCCGCAGUGCAUACAAAGAAAGUUAGAGCGAGCGAGGAACAAGAGUAGACUCGAAACUCGAAAAGAGAGAAAGAGGUUGGUUUCGCCGGCGUUGAACACUAAAGAAAAGCGGUUAACUCUUCCUUUCUCCUCCUCCGAUCUGCACGACCAUGCCUUCCCGGAGAAGAACCUUGUUGAAAGUCAUCAUUCUCGGUGACAGCGGGGUUGGGAAGACUUCUUUGAUGAACCAAUAUGUGAAUAGGAAGUUUAGCAAUCAGUACAAGGCUACCAUUGGAGCCGAUUUCUUAACCAAAGAAGUGCAGUUUGAAGAUAGGCUUUUCACCUUGCAGAUUUGGGAUACAGCUGGCCAGGAAAGAUUCCAAAGCCUAGGAGUUGCUUUCUAUCGUGGUGCUGAUUGCUGUGUUCUUGUAUAUGAUGUUAAUUCAAUGAAAUCAUUUGACAACCUUAACAACUGGAGGGAAGAAUUUCUCAUUCAAGCUAGUCCUUCCGAUCCAGAGAAUUUUCCUUUUGUUGUUAUAGGAAACAAGAUAGAUAUUGAUGGUGGGAACAGUAGAGUGGUUUCAGAAAAGAAGGCUCGUGCUUGGUGUGCAUCAAAAGGAAAUAUCCCUUAUUUUGAGACAUCUGCCAAAGAAGGUAUUAAUGUUGAAGAAGCAUUCCAAUGCAUAGCGAAGAAUGCCCUGAAAAGUGGGGAAGAGGAAGAACUAUAUCUGCCAGACACUAUUGAUGUUGGAAACAGCAGUCAACAGCGGGCAUCAGGAUGCGAGUGCUGAAUGUAUAGAUUUUCUUUUCAAUACAAAAAAUAAGUUAUAUUACUUAAAUGUGAUUCCGUCUAGACAUUGCUGUCUAUGAGGCUUUCAUUGUACAUUCCUCAAGAAACAAAUUGGUCCUAUGUUAUCUGUUGGGUGCAUGUUUGGUUUGUGUUCAUCAAUCUUGUAAGGUGUUCCGUUAUUGUGAAGUAACUGUGUGAGACCAUUCCGAAGUUAUUUAUUUCAUUGCCUAUUUUUCUUAA
Messenger RNA from Lotus japonicus, 1020 nucleotides. RefSeq names its product ras-related protein Rab7. The transcript has 7 exons. NCBI's taxonomy places the organism in Eukaryota, Viridiplantae, Streptophyta, Magnoliopsida, Fabales, Fabaceae. The record is from RefSeq and is a predicted model, not a curated record. Gene Ontology annotation, cellular component: vacuolar membrane. Gene Ontology annotation, molecular function: GTP binding; GTPase activity. The coding region runs from base 161 to 781 and encodes 206 amino acids.